GCACUCUCUCUUGAGAAGCGGUGUGCGUGCCGCGCCGUGGCAACGACGGCGCGCCCUUCGUCGGCAGGUAUCCGCGCAACUCGUCGUUAUACAAGCGACGCACAGCUCCUCCUCUCCGGUCGUGACGCGAGCGUCACGUCAGGACCGCGUUGUUCCAAUGGCGGCCGCCGGCCAAGCACCAACAACUUGCGCAAUUAGCAGCGACGCACAUGCCGGAGACGGCACGGCACCGGCACGCUGUUGAUGCGCGGACGACGUUGGACGUGCCAGUAGUAACUCAACCGAGCCACGGCAGUCUCCCGCUGACAGCGUGCGACGCACUCCGCUACUGCGCACGAAACGGUGAGCUCGGCUAUAAGACGUGCCGGUUGGACCCGACUCAAGAGCCGCUGUGUGAAGGCCGAAGCGCCAUGGCGCGGCCCGUCCGGAUUCUGUCCUGCAGGCACCUGCUGCUGGCCACCGGAAUGGCGCUUUUUGCCGCGGCCAGUAUCGCGGUUGCCUGCCACGAUCUCGACUUCUUCCGGACCAGGCAAGAGUGCUCCCACACGUUUGAGAAUGAGUUCCGCAGGAGUUACGAUGAAUAUCACAACGACCACGAUAGAAGUCGGGAGAUUGUUUGCUGUGCACUGAUGCGGGCAAACCAGUGCAUCAGGAGCCUGUAUCAGAGAAAACAGUGCCAGAAUGAUGGCAUUGAAAUCUUGGCCCACUUUGCUCGAAAGGCCAGCGCAAAGGAUUGCGAGAACUUUGACUACCGGCCAUGUGGCUCGGGCGCCUCUACCAUUGGUGCUUCAGCCUUGCUGCUGGCUGCCCUAGUGGCAUUUGUUGUGAAAGGGUCAUCGUGAUUUGCUUUCGUCUGCAAUCGCUCUCACCAGGCACCAUUCUUGUUUGUACUGUCAAGUGAUUUCAUUCAUCAAUCGCCCAGCAAAAUCACUGCUACAAAUUUCAGUUGUAAGUAAAGGAAUGAUAAGUGACACGGCACCAAUCACAGCAGGAACAUACAUACAGUGAAGGCACAAGAAAAGAUGUGUUGAAAACCAAGUCGGCUGUUUGUGAACCAUGUUCAUUAGCCUGAGGCAGCAAGGCGGGAGAUGUGUGGAGUGAAAAUAUGUGAUUAAAUAAACUUGUAACCCCCUA
This is a messenger RNA of Dermacentor silvarum, 1134 nucleotides long. RefSeq lists its product as uncharacterized. The record is from RefSeq and is a predicted model, not a curated record. The transcript has 5 exons. Lineage: Eukaryota; Metazoa; Arthropoda; Arachnida; Ixodida; Ixodidae. The coding region runs from base 210 to 842 and encodes 210 amino acids.